This is a messenger RNA of Notothenia coriiceps (black rockcod), 588 nucleotides long. It is a transcript of the gene nphp4, whose product is annotated as nephronophthisis 4. The coding region runs from base 79 to 588 and encodes 169 amino acids. Gene Ontology annotation, biological process: negative regulation of canonical Wnt signaling pathway; protein localization to ciliary transition zone. The record is from RefSeq and is a predicted model, not a curated record. NCBI's taxonomy places the organism in Eukaryota, Metazoa, Chordata, Actinopteri, Perciformes, Nototheniidae. The transcript is spliced from 3 exons. Gene Ontology annotation, cellular component: ciliary transition zone; ciliary basal body; non-motile cilium.
UUGAAAAUCUUAGCAUGUAGAAAAAUAACAUUCGCCUUUUUGACGCUACAUGUGUUAUUUUCCUAUUAACUAUAGACUAUGGUCAACACUGAAGAAACAACCACCAUGGCUGCCAGCUGGAACGAAGUGUUUGAAAGAAGCCGGGUGGUUCCUCCGCCCUGCCAGACAGUGCGGCUGGCUGUGGAGAGCCACCUCACCGAGUCCCACGGCUUCCAGCUCAGCCUCAGCCGGCUCACUGCUGCUCACCUCUCGCAGGAGAAGUCAGAGGGGGAACAAGAUGUGACCUACCAGUUGCGAGUGACCCUUUUUGAUAGAAACCAUCAGCAAUUCUUUGGGAAAACUUGGAAGAGCUCACCCCAGAAGAUGAAAACUACCAAAAUCUCCUUCAACGAGGUACCUGCGCUCACAGAUGCUGCCUCAUUAGUCGUCUGCUCAUCCACACAAGUGAACAAACACUGCUGUCAGCUCAACGCCAUUAUAGGUUUAACAUUCACCAUCGACAGGUUCAGCAGCCCCGCUAAGAUCCAGCGCCAGUUUGUUAACAGCAAAUACAUAAAACCUGUGAGAAGCCCAGUGAAUUUUAAAUAG